Messenger RNA from Dendrobium catenatum, 792 nucleotides. Its product is annotated as ethylene-responsive transcription factor FZP-like. The record is from RefSeq and is a predicted model, not a curated record. The transcript has a single exon. NCBI's taxonomy places the organism in Eukaryota, Viridiplantae, Streptophyta, Magnoliopsida, Asparagales, Orchidaceae. Gene Ontology annotation, molecular function: DNA-binding transcription factor activity; DNA binding. Gene Ontology annotation, biological process: regulation of DNA-templated transcription. The coding region runs from base 1 to 792 and encodes 263 amino acids.
AUGGCUUCCCCAAAAAACCAAACAAGUAAUCCUCUCAACGUUCAAGAAGAACAGAAUGCACACAUGAUGAACUUCUCCAAUUCCCCGCCAUCCCAAUCAUCAGCUACAGCAGCUUCUUCUCCAACUGAGAGAAGAGGUAGAAGAAAAGCAACAGAACCAGGAAGGUUCCUAGGAGUAAGAAGAAGACCAUGGGGAAGAUAUGCAGCAGAGAUAAGAGACCCUACAACAAAAGAAAGGCACUGGCUAGGCACAUUUGACACAGCCCAUGAGGCAGCUUUAGCUUAUGAUAGAGCUGCUCUGUCAAUGAAAGGUACCCAAGCUAAAACAAACUUCAUUUACCCUGAUCACAACUCUUCCUUCCACCCUUUCCUCAACCCAGUUUUCCACUCUCAAACCCUAACCCUAGCUGCAGCACCACCACCUACUCCAUUCCCACAGUUAGAAAACCAAAUCAAUGACUUCACUCAAUUCAACCAGCCUACUGCAGCUUUUGAUCAGUUUCAACCAAGUGAGUUGUUUGGUUUUAGUAGUGAUACUAGAUCAGGUGAGUUGAGCAGUAUAAUACCAGAGAGUUGUUUGAACUCAAACUCAAGUAAUAGUUCAGCUGCUUCAAAGCAAGUUGAUGAUGUUAGUAUCGCAAAGAGCUAUGGAACUAAUGGAGAUGAGAAUGUAAUUGAUGAAAUGGGAGGUGGGAUUUGGUUGGAUGAGCCAUUAUGGGAGUUUGGAGCUUGUAGCUUUCCAACUUGCUUUGAUGGGAAUAUGGGAGAUUAUAGCAGUUCUUCAUGGAUGUAG